This is a messenger RNA of Glycine soja, 2941 nucleotides long. RefSeq names its product alpha-N-acetylglucosaminidase-like. The record is from RefSeq and is a predicted model, not a curated record. The coding region runs from base 182 to 2626 and encodes 814 amino acids. The transcript is spliced from 19 exons. NCBI's taxonomy places the organism in Eukaryota, Viridiplantae, Streptophyta, Magnoliopsida, Fabales, Fabaceae.
AAAUUGCCACCUUAAUACUUGUCGUUUCAUUGCAAAGCAUUAGCUUCCACUGUCUAGGCCGGCUUAAUUUUUUAAAACCUAAAACUUGUCUCUUACGGAUGAAACUCCUUCCACCAGAAAUCUCUUCUUUUUCUUGUUCUUCUUUCUCUGCUACCACUUUCCACUCUCAGAACCCAUCAGCAUGAAGCUUCCAUUUCCCGCCAUUUUUCUCAUCUUCAUCUUCUUCCUCCCUUCCUCCACCACCGGCGCGGGCAUCGACACCAUUUUCCGCCUUAUUCGGAUCCAAGACCGCGAGAGGGCUCCCCCUUCGGUCCAAGAAGCCGCCGCGCGCGGCGUUCUUCUCCGCCUGCUGCCAUCUCACUCCUCCAGCUUCGAAUUCCGGAUACUCUCCAAGAAGCAAUGCGGUGGUGAAUAUUGCUUCAAGAUAAAAAACCAUCCUUCUUUCACAACAGCAGGGGAUCCUCAAAUCCUCAGGAUUGAAGGCACAACUGGAGUGGACAUUGUGGCCGGUCUGCACUGGUACCUCAAGCACUGGUGCGGUUCCCACAUUUCAUGGGACAAAACCGGUGGCUCCCAGCUAUUUUCCGUACCCAAUGUGGGACUUCUUCUCCCGCGCGUUCACCACGCAGGGGUCUCUGUUCAGAGGCCUGUUCCGUGGAGCUAUUACCAAAACGCCGUUACAUCUAGCUAUUCUUUCGCUUGGUGGGACUGGGAAAGAUGGGAAAGAGAAAUUGACUGGAUGGUCCUGCAUGGUGUCAACUUGCCGCUUGCGUUUACUGGACAAGAGGCUAUCUGGCAGAAAGUGUUCCAGGAGAAAUUUAACAUGACCACUUCUGAUUUGGAUGAUUUCUUUGGAGGUCCCGCAUUCCUUGCUUGGUCCCGCAUGGGGAAUUUACAUGGAUGGGGUGGACCACUGCCACAGAGCUGGUUUGAUCAACAAUUAAUCUUACAGAAGAAAAUUCUAGCCAGAAUGUUUGAGCUUGGAAUGACACCAGUCCUGCCAGCCUUUUCUGGUAAUGUCCCUGCUGCACUGAAACGUAUAUUUCCAUCAGCAAAAAUAACACGGUUGGGAAAUUGGUUUUCUGUCAAGAAUGACCUCAAAUGGUGCUGCACCUAUCUUCUUGAUGCAACUGAUUCUUUGUUCAUUGAGAUCGGGAAAGCAUUCAUUGAGAAGCAACUGCAAGAGUAUGGAAGAACCAGCCACAUAUACAACUGUGAUACUUUUGAUGAGAACACCCCACCAGUUGAUGAUCCAGAGUACAUUUCAUCAUUAGGUGCAGCAACUUUUAAAGGAAUGCAGAGUGGUGAUGAUGAUGCUGUUUGGCUGAUGCAGGGAUGGCUAUUUUCAUAUGAUCCAUUCUGGAGACCUCCUCAAAUGAAGGCCCUUUUACAUUCUGUUCCUGUUGGAAAGCUGGUGGUACUUGACCUAUUUGCUGAAGUAAAACCCAUUUGGGUAACCUCAGAACAGUUUUAUGGAGUUCCCUACAUCUGGUGUAUGCUGCACAAUUUUGCAGGAAACAUUGAGAUGUAUGGGAUAUUAGACGCAAUAGCAUCUGGGCCAAUUGAUGCACGCACAAGUAAUAACUCAACAAUGGUUGGAGUUGGAAUGUCUAUGGAAGGUAUAGAACAGAAUCCCAUUGUCUAUGAUUUGAUGUCAGAAAUGGCAUUUCAGCACAAGAAAGUUGAUGUUAAGGCAUGGGUUGAUAUGUAUUCAACUAGACGAUAUGGACAGACACUUCCUUUAAUACAAGAGGGAUGGAACGUCUUAUAUCACACCAUUUACAAUUGCACUGAUGGAGCAUAUGACAAAAACAGAGAUGUCAUCGUAGCAUUCCCAGAUGUUGACCCUUCCUUAAUUUCAGUACAGCAUGAGCAGUCUCACCACAAUGACAAGCCCUACUCAGGAACAAUUAUCAAGGAAAUAACUGAUUCAUUUGAUCAACCGCAUUUAUGGUAUCCAACUUCUGAAGUAAUUUAUGCAUUGGAACUAUUUAUAACUAGUGGAGAUGAACUUUCUAGAUGCAAUACUUAUAGGUAUGACCUAGUUGAUCUGACUAGACAAGUCUUGGCAAAAUAUGCUAAUGAAUUGUUCUUUAAGGUCAUAGAGGCAUAUCAAUCACGUGAUAUCCAUGGAAUGACCCUCCUCAGCCAGAGAUUUCUGGACCUAGUGGAAGAUUUGGACACACUAUUGGCUUGCCAUGAUGGGUUUCUUCUGGGACCUUGGUUAGAAAGCGCAAAGCAACUAGCUCUAAAUGAAGAACAGGAGAGACAGUUUGAGUGGAAUGCUAGAACACAAAUCACCAUGUGGUUUGACAACUCAGAUGAGGAAGCCAGUCUGCUUCGUGACUAUGGAAACAAGUACUGGAACGGGCUUCUACAUGAUUACUAUGGUCCCAGAGCUGCUAUUUAUUUCAAAUAUUUAAGAGAAAGCUUAGAGAGUGGUGAAGAUUUCAAGCUAAGGGGAUGGAGGAGGGAGUGGAUUAAGCUUACUAAUGAAUGGCAAAAGCGUAGGAAUAUUUUCCCAGUGGAAAGUAGUGGAGAUGCUCUAAACACUUCAAGGUGGCUCUUUAACAAAUACCUGAACCUGAGCAAUCCUGAAACAAAGCUUGUACUGGAGUUGAACUGAACGCAAAUCAACGAAAUUUCUAUAAACUAUGCUUACAUGUUUAUAUGAAGCCAAGACCAUCUCGUUAAUCCAGUUCACUUAUCUCUAGAUUUUCAUUUUCCAUACACUGAUACACCGAUGCCAAUUUUCUUUUUGAAAAUAUUUGCCAAUGUGGAAAGGAAACUAUAGCUUUCCAGUUCGUGCAAAUUGCAAAAUACUAUAAAGUAGGCAAAUGUGCGGUGCCAGCUAUUUCCUGUUAUAUGUUACGCGGAGAAUUACCAAUAGCCUUAUCUUAUAAUUUAUUGAUGGGAAAUUGAUGCAUUUGUUUAAACUUAA